Carassius gibelio (silver crucian carp) is the source of this 2439-nucleotide messenger RNA. RefSeq names its product heparan sulfate (glucosamine) 3-O-sulfotransferase 3-like (gene hs3st3l). The transcript is spliced from 2 exons. Lineage: Eukaryota; Metazoa; Chordata; Actinopteri; Cypriniformes; Cyprinidae. The coding region runs from base 287 to 1318 and encodes 343 amino acids. The record is from RefSeq and is a predicted model, not a curated record. Gene Ontology annotation, molecular function: [heparan sulfate]-glucosamine 3-sulfotransferase activity.
GCUUCAGGACAGCAAUCCUCCAGAGACAGUCACAUCCUCGCUCUCCUGCACGGAUAUUACAACCUCUGUUUCUGCAGUCCGCGCAAAGCAUGGCAGUACGAGUCCCCUCGAUCUCCCUCUGACAUGAUGACGCUCCACAAAGAGGAUUUUGUUGAGGAAUGCCGCUCCGCGAAGCGCUCGGAAUGGGACGCGCUCGCUGUCAUUCGCGCGUCUGGCUUCCAGCUGGUCAAAGUGAAGCGAAUAAAGUCCUGAAGAGAAUGGCCGUCUACAGAGCGUCCUCAAAGGGAUGGCAACUUUUAGCAACUCGCCCCUGGAUCUCCGGAGACUCUUGCAAAAACUAGUCAUCAUGUUUUCCUUCAGCAUCAUCUGCGUCUCGAUCCUCUACGUUCUGCUGGGAUGCUGCGAGCCGGACUUAGUGGACAGUUCGCAGAACUCCCCUCUGGGAUGGUACAAUAAGACCGUGCUGAGAGAGACAUUGACGGCUCCUCGCUAUGUAGCUGAUGAUAUCGUGGAUGGAAACAGCUCAGGGAAGGACUGGACCGCGAGCCGACGCCUCCCAGACGCGCUCAUCAUCGGAGUAAAGAAGGGAGGCACGCGCGCGCUCCUGGAGUUCCUGAGGCUUCAUCCGGACGUCCGCGCGCUCGGCUCCGAGCCACACUUCUUUGACAGGCACUACAUGCGCGGACUCGGCUGGUACAGGAGCAUGAUGCCUAAAGCCCUGAACGGGCAAAUUGUAAUGGAGAAAACGCCCAGAUACUUCAUCUCCCCAGAGACGCCGGGCCGCAUCCACGCCAUGUCACGCCACAUCAAGCUGAUCGUGGUGGUGCGAGACCCCAUCACCCGCGCCAUUUCAGACUACACCCAGAUCAUCUCCAAGACGCCCCACAUCCCCAGCUUCGAGAGCCUGACGUUCAAGAACCGGUCCACGGGACAGAUCGACUCUCUCUGGAGCCCGCUGUACAUCGGCCUGUACGCCAGACACCUGGAGCGAUGGCUGGCCUACUUUCCGCUCUCGCAGAUCCAUUUUGUCCACGGUGAGAGGCUGAUAAGCGACCCGGCGGGCGAGUUGGGUCGCGUACAGGACUUCCUCGGCCUGCAGAGGAUCAUCACAGAUAAACACUUCUACUUCAACAAGACCAAGGGCUUCCCUUGCCUCAAAAAGCCAGAAGGCAGUAGCAAACCCCACUGUCUGGGCAAAACCAAAGGCAGAACGCAUCCUAAAAUCGACCCGGAGGUCAUUCAGAAACUGAGGGGAUUCUACCAGCCUCACAACCUCAAGUUCUACCAGAUGGCAGGCAUGGACUUCGGAUGGCAAUGACCUUUUCUGACCAUUAACACUCAACGGCUCCAUACCGAGGCUGAAGAUUAAACAGAGUUGGUCUAACACGUGAUCGAAGUGAAAAACGAUAUCAUAAGAUGGUCAAUGUCUCCGUAGCUGUUCCAAUCAAUGCGUCUGCCAGAUGAAUAGAGGUCUGCGCACUUCAGGUUACAAUAGUCUUUUCAUACCGUCGCUGGAACUGAUAGAAACGACCUUAAAUCAUGGGUUUAAGUAGCACUUUUCUGCUCUUGCCAUUUUGAUGUCUUUUUUAAUGUUGCUUAGUCAAGCUUCAAUCCUGUUUGUGCGAUCCUUCAUGUCAGAAAGAGUCUGGAUUUGAAAUAAACUGUGUAGCGUAGACGUAUUUGUCAUCGUUGCAGUAUUUACACAGAACAGAACGAGACAUUGUAGCGCAUCAGUGUGGGCUGGUCUACAAACUCAAACUGGUUUUGAUUGUCUGCUGUAAUUGGUUCAAAUGUAGACGAUAUGCAGAUGAGGCCGGUCCUUUUGAAUGAUCUCUGUGCAUGCAUGGAUUUGAACUAGUCUGAAAUGCAGCCCACUAGAAAGCCAAUCAGUUAUUUUAAGUUCCUGUGUAGUUGUUUUUGCUCCGUUUAAAUCCUCAAAAUUGGUAAAAUGUAAUAUGUUAAUGCAAAACAAUAUAUUUCUCUAAUGUAUCACAUAAUUCGGAAAUAAAAUGAUUAAUUGCAUCACAUCAACACAUUCCCUCAUGGUGCUAACGGCUAAUAAAAGUGCAAAAGAUUAACUACCAUUCAAAAUUUUGGAGAGUUUUCAAAAGGCGGCUCUUCUGCUCACCAAGAGAGAAUUCAUUUGAAGGAUGCUUUGAUGAAUAGAAAGUUUAAAAGAACUUCUCUGUACUGUUUAAACAGCCUGUAGGUAAAUUAUUUUACAUAACUAUGAUAGUUUCAUCCAAUGGUGAAUCAAUAUGCACUAUGUUACUACCAGUAAAUUAAACACUACUCACCAUCAGUGCGAGUUCUGGUGCAGAAUGGCUUUGUACACCCAGUUUUUAAGCAACCCUUAGCAAAGACCUGUCUAGUUCAUCUCUUCCUCAUGACUUGUUAUAGAAUGAACAUCAGAAGACGUCAAUACACACCAUUUUUCAA